This is a messenger RNA of Penicillium cinerascens, 1014 nucleotides long. RefSeq names its product Ubiquitin-associated/translation elongation factor EF1B N-terminal eukaryote. The record is from RefSeq and is a predicted model, not a curated record. Bases 85 to 1014 code for a protein of 309 amino acids. The transcript has 3 exons. Gene Ontology annotation, molecular function: protein binding. NCBI's taxonomy places the organism in Eukaryota, Fungi, Ascomycota, Eurotiomycetes, Eurotiales, Aspergillaceae.
UCAGAUUCGGUUUUCUGUAAAUCUCUUAUCCACACCCUUUCAAUUCGCAUUCCCGCGCCUUAGCACACUUCCACCGUCUUCACCAUGGCGUCCGACCUGGACCAGCUCAUUGAGAUGGGUUUCGAGAAGGAGAGAGCACAGCUCGCAGUCACGAAGACCGGUGGCCUCCAAGGGGCGUUAGAAUGGCUCGAAACCAACCAGGACAAAUCGCUGGAGGAGAUCAAGGCACAGGCGGAACAGGCUGAAGAAGAGGAAGGACCGGCUCUUCAACCGGGUGAAGAGCCCCGCAGCUUGGUCUGCAAUGACUGUGGCAAGAAGUUCCGCAGCACGGCGCAGGCUGAAUUCCACGCAUCCAAGUCCCAGCAUGUGGACUUCUCAGAAUCCACCGAGGAGCUCGCGCCGUUGACGGAGGAUCAGAAGAAGGAGCGCCUGAACGAGCUGAGGGAAAAACUUGCCGCCAAGCGGGCGGUUCAAUCUGAGCAGGACAAGAUUGACCAGAAGCGAAAUGAGGAUAUCCGACGGAAGAGCACCAAGGAGAAUCAGGACGCGAAGGAACAGCUCGAGCGGAAAGAAGCGAUGAAGGAGGCGGCCAAGAAGAAGAAGGAGAAGCAGGACGAAAUCGACGCUCGCAAGCGCAUCAAGGCCAAGAUCGAAGCAGACAAGGAGGAACGCCGACGGAAAGCUGAGCGGGAACGCGCAGAGCGUGCAGGCCAGGCCCCUCCGCCAGAGCCUGUUGCGGCCCCAGCUCCUACAACGUCUGGCCCAGUGGCGUCUAAGCCUGCGUCGGCUUAUACCGAGGCUCGUCUGAGAUUCCAGACUCCUAAGGGCAACAUCAUGAAGACCCUUCCCGUCGAGACCACUUUGUUCGAGGUUGCCGCUGCGCUAAAGCAAGAUGGCGUCGAGGUGCAAAGUUUCGUUCAGAACUUCCCUAGGAAGGUAUAUGAUGCUGAGUUCUUCGGGGAGACGUUGAAGGAGCUCGGACUCGUGCCCAGCGCAAGUCUUGUUGUUCAAUGA